AAACAGAGCACGAGUUGGGGAGGGGUAGAGAGAGAGAGAGGGAGACACAGAAUCCAAAGCGGGCUCCAGGCUCUGAGCUGUCAGGACAGAGCCCGAUAUAGGGCUCGAACCCAUAAACUGUGAGAUCAUGACCUGAGCUGAAGUCGGACACUCAACCAGCUGAGCCACCCAGGCGCCCCUGGUUUCUUUAUAUGCUGGUAAAUAUCCCUUUCCUGUAGGAUUUCCAAAUGGGGCAACAAACCCAUCACAGAGAACAGAAAUUUAGGAUUCUGCUCUACUGAAUUUUGUGACAAAUUUGCAGACUCAGUAUUGUUACUGUCCCUGAGGCUUCAUGUGGGCUCAGAUCUGGACCUGUAGAUCUGUAAGUUUCUUCCGCAUGGACUCCAUCAGCAGAUUACACACAAUCACAGGACAACCUUUUCCAGCCACUCACAGAUUUGUGUGUGUGUGUGUGUGUGUGUGUGUGUGUGUGUGUGAGGCAUUUUCAAAAAUGACAGACACUACACAGGUUGUACGCACAGAGGUCAGUGGAAUUCGUGACUGAACACACCUCUGUACACAACACCUAGAUCAAGAAAAGAAUGCUGUAGUUCUUCAGAAACCCUCUUGCGCCACCUGUCACUACCUCCAAGAAUACAAUUCUUUUGCAUGGAUUUAUGGGAGUGGAAUCUUAGGACAUAGGUUUAUGUCUGCUCUAACAUUUAAGAGAGUAGUUCACUUUGCCUGUUUUGUACUUUAUGGCAUGAUCUCUUUCAUAUUGUCAUUUUUUUCCCCAUUCUAUCUGAUGUUGUGAAUUUAUCUGUAUUGCUGUAUAUUACUCCCUCCAUUCAUGGUAUAGGACACCAUUGUGUAAAUAUGAGUCAGUUAAUUGAUUCAUUCUGUUAAUGAGCUGGUGGGUAGUUUUUAGUUUGGGGCUGUUAUGAGUAACGAGUAGUGCUGGCAUAUAAACCCUGUGAUUGGUCUUUCUGAUGAUAAAUGCACAGAUUUCUGUUGAACGCAUUUGCAGGAGUAGAAUUGUUGGGACACAGGGUUGUAUUUGGACAGCUAAAGUGGAUACCGCAUCGUUUUCCAAAUGUGUGUACCAGUUUUAACACCUGCCAGCAGUAUCUGAGAUUCUUCAUUAAUCUAUAUCUUUGCCAGAGCCUCAUUAUUUCUAUCCUUUCCAGUUUAUAUUUUUCAGUGCUGUUUGGCAUUAUAUUUAGGUAGUGGUUACAUUUUGAUUUUCCUGUUUACUAAGGAUAUUAAACACUUCUACACACGGGGUGCCUGGGUGGCUCAGUUGGUUGAGCAUCUGACUUCGGCUCAGGUCGUGAUCUCACGGCUUGUGAGUUUGAGCCCUGUGUUGGGCUCUGUGCUGACAGCUCAGAGCCUGGAGCCUGCCUUGGAUUCUGUGUCUCCUUCUCUCUCUCUCUGCCCUUCCCCUGCACGUUCUCUCUCUCUCUCUCUCAAAAAUGAGUAAACAUUUAAAAAUCUUUAAAUACUUUUACAUAUGUAUUAUCCACUGAAUAACUUCUUUUUAAAAUUUCUGUUGGAAUGCUUUGCCUAUUGUUUAUUUUGUUGUGUGGUUUGUAGUAGUUCUUUGUGCUGGUUACAGGUUAUAUCUGAGUGUGUGUGUGUGUGUGUGUGUGUGUGUGUGUGUGUGUGUGUGUGUUUUGAUGAGAACUACCCUUAAUUUUGUCAUUUCACCCAUAUGAUUAAUGUGUUCUGUGCUAUUUAAGAAAUAUCUUCUUUAAAGUAAGUAUUUUCUUAUUCUAAGACCAUAGAAAUCUCUUGUUUGGUUUUCUAAAAAAAAAAAAAAGUACACUAUUUUACUUUAAAAUUUAGAUGAGCAAUCCAUUGAGAGUUUAUCUGUUUUAUGACAUGGGGAGUAAUUGAGGGUCCCUCCAUCCUCAGGUACAGCUAGUGAAUUUUAGCUUUUUCUGAAAAUGUUGUAUUUGCAUUCAUUCCCUUUGCUGUCACUUCUCAUUGCUUCCCCCAGGCUAACCACGUCAUCUUUCGUGCUGACUUUUCAGUGAAAUAUACCAGACAUCUAUUAUCCCCAUCUCAUGAAGUCUUGGCAAUCAAACAGAAGCACAUAAUGAAAGUCACUUUUGGUGUCAGAAAUCUUCAGUGAGCCUUUUUGCUCAGAAGAAUGAUUGUUGCCAUAAUUUAAAAGUAAGGGUGUUGAAUGACAGAAUGUCCUACGGGGAUUUGAUAGUAGGAAUAAUCUUCUUGUCACAGACCAUAGUUGGAAUUGUGGAAAAUUUCUCUCUUCUUUACCAUUAUCUGUUCCUUUACCACACUGAAUGCAGGGUGAGGUCCACCCAUUUGAUUCUCAGGCACCUCACUAUAGCCAACUUCUUGGUCAUUCUCUCUAAAGGAGUCCCCCACACUAUGGCAUCUUUUGGGUUGAAACAUUUUUUCAAUGAGUUUGGAUGCAAACUUCUUUUCUGUGUUCAGAGGGUGGGCAGGGGAAUGUCCAUUGGCAGCACCUGCCUCUUGACUGUGUUCCAGACCAUUAUGAUCAGCCCCAUGAACUCCUGUUUGAAGGAGUUUAAAGUCAAAGCCCCAAAGUACAUUGGCUUCUCCAUUUCCCUCUGUUGGAUCCAGUUCAUGUUUGUAAAUUUAGUUUUUCCUCUGUUAUGUGUGUUUAGCAACCGGAGCAUGAAAAACUUCACAAAGAAAGGAGAUUUGGGCUACUGUCUUGCUGUAGAUCACGACACAAUCACAGUUUCCGUAUAUGCAGUGUUGAUAGUAUUUCCUGAAGCUUCCUUGUGUGGUCUCACAAUCGGGGCCAGCAGCUCCAUGGUCUUCCUCCUGCACAGACACAAGCAGCGGGUCCAGCACAUUCACAGCACUAAUGUCGCCCCCAGAUCCUCUGCUGAGUCCAGAGCCACCCAGAGCAUCCUCGUCCUCGUGAGCACCUUUGUGUCUUUCUACUUCCUCUCCUCCGUCUUUCAUGUUUGUGUUGCUCUUCUUUGUAAUCGCAGCUGGUGGCUGGUGAACACCGCUGCCAUGAUUUCUGUGUGUUUUCCAACUGUCUGCCCCUUUCUGCUUAUGGGCCGGAACUCUGCUAUAUCCAGACUCUGCUUCGCAUGGAUAACAAAUAUAACAUUUCCUAAUCUUAUCAGAAGUAUGUGAAGUGAAUGUUUUUCGCACCAUAUUUAGUUCUUGAUGCAUCACCAUCAAAAACUGAGUUCAGGAAGUAAAGGAGAAAUGCCAUGUCUUUCUACAUUACACACUAAUGUGCACUGGGCUUUUUCUUCAGCUGGUUGAACUAGGAACCUGCAUUUCUGUAGCGGAGGUGAAUAAAGCAGCUUGACCUCAUAAACUUAAUCAAAUGGUGUUUACACAAAAUUUAAUAGAUUGGGUCCUAGCUCCUGUGUCAGAUUCAUAGAGUGGUUGACCAACUGGUUUACAUGGGGAAAUGUUUUGCCUGGCCAUAUGUUUUACAUGUCCAUACUAUUGCCUUCUCCAGAAUAUCAUGUAGUUAAAACAAUGCAAUAUGUAGCCUUUGCAUUUUGGAUUCUUUCAUUUGGCAAGGUGCUUUUAAGGUUCUCCCAUGUCUUUUCCUGGCUUGAUAGUUCAUUUAUUUUUAGUGAUGAAUAAUGUGCCAUUGUCUAGAUAUAUCACAGCUUUUUUUUUUUUUUUUUUUAACCAUUCACCUACUUGACUACUUCCAAGUUUGGACAGUUAAGCAGAAGUUCUGUAAACAUUCAUGUGCCGGGUUUUACAUGGAAAUAAGUUUUCAGCUCAUUUGUAUAAAUACCAAGGAAUGUGAUUGCUAGAAUGUGAUAAGAGUAUGUUUAGUUUUGUAAGAAACCAUUAAAUGGCCUUCCAAAGUGGCUAUAAUCUUCCCACAAGCAGUGAAUAAUGGUAUUUGUUGUUAGGCAUCUUUACUAGCAUCCCCUGGUGUCAGGAUUUUGGAUUUUGGCCAUUGUAUUAGAUGUGUGGUGGUAACUCAUUGUUUUUCUUUUCAGUUGUCUAAUGACAUAAGAUGCGGAGCGUAUUUUCAUGUGCUUCAUUUUCCAUCCAGUGUAUCUUCUUUGAUGAGGGUGUUUAUUGUUGUCUUUUUCCCAUUUUUAAAUGAUGUUUUUUGCAUUCUUAUUGGGCUUUGAGAGUGUUCUUUAUGUAUUCCAAUACCAGACCUUUUAGAAAUGUGCUUUGCAAAUACUUUACCCCAGUCUGUAGCUUUUUUUCUCAUUCUCUUGACCGUGUUUUUUGCACAACACAAGUUAUUAAUUUUAACAAAAUCCAAAUUAUUAUUACCUCCGUGGAUUGUGCCUUUGGUGUUGUAUCAAAAAAGCGAUGAAACCUAGGUCCUCUAGAUUUUUUCCUGUGUCAUCUUCUAAGAAUUUUAUAGUUACACAUUUCACGUUUACAUCUAUGAUUAAUUAUGAGUUGAAUUUUGUGAAAGGAAUAAGGUUUGUGUCUAGAUGAAUUUUUUUUUGUACAUUGAUGUCCAUUUGCUCCAGCACAUCUGUUGAAAAGACUACCUUUUCUCCAUUGUAUUGCUUUUGCUUCUUUGUCAAAGAUCAGUUGACCAUAUUUGUAUGGGUCCAUUUUUGAGCUCUCCAUUAUGUUCCUUUGAUUUGUUUGUGUGUCUUGAUUACUGUAUAUUUUUUUAAAAAUUUAAUGUUUGUUUAUUUUUUGAGAGAGACAGAGCACAAGCCGGGGUAGGGGCAGAGAGACAGGGAGACACAGAAUCCAAAGCAGGCUCCAGGCUCUGAGCUGUCAACACAGAGCCGGAUGCAGGGCUCAGACUCCUAAACUGUGAGAUCAUGACCUGAGCCGAAGUUGAGCGCCUAACUGUCUGAGCCACCCAGGCGCCCCAUUGAUUACUGUAUAUUUAUAGUAAGCCUUGAAAUCAAGUAGUGUUAGUCCUCUGACUUUGUUCAGCUCCUUCAAUAUUUUGUUUCCUACUGUGUGUCUUUUGACUAUCAAUAUAAACUUUAGAAUCAAUUUGUUGAUAUUCACCAAAUAACUUGCUAUUUAGUUUGGGAUUGCAUUGAAUCUGUAAGUCAAGUUGGGAAGAAUGACACUUUGACCCUAUUGAGUCUUUCUGUCCGUGUACAUGAAAUCUCUCUCCAUUUAUUUAGUUCUUUGAUUUUGUUUAUCAGCUACCUAGCUUUCUUCCUGUAGAUCCUGUACAUACUAUGUUAGACUUAUACCUAAGUAUAACUUCCUUUUCUGGUAGUGUAAAGUUACUGUGUUUUUAAAUGCAAAUUCCACUUGUUCAUUGCUGACUUGUGUACUGUCUUAGUCUGAACUGUUAUAACAAAGCAACAUAGACCAGAUGGUACAUAAGCAACAGAUGCUUCUCACUGUUCUAGAGGCUGGGAAGCCCAAGAUCACUGUGAUGGCUAAUUAGGUGUCUAAGGGCCCUAUUCUUGGCUGCAAAAGACUGUUUUCUUGUUGGAUUCUCAUAUUGUGGAGAUUAAGAGCUCUCUGAGGUCCCUUGUAUAAGGUCACUAAUCUCCUUCAUGAGGGUUCCCCUCUAACACAGUCAUUGACUUCCCAGGGGCACCACCUCCACAUACCAUCCCUGUGGGUUAGAAUUGCACCAUAUGGGAUUUAGGUGGAUAACACAGUCAGCACAUUGUAUUAACCUUGUGUCCUUCAGUCUUGCUAUAAUCAUUUCUUAGUUCCAAAAGUUUUUUCUUUUUGACUCUGUGGAGUUUCUACAUAGACUGUGUAAUCUGCAAAUAAGACAGUUUUAUUUCUUGCUUCAUAAUGUCUGUCCUACUUCUUUUUCUUACUGCAUUAUCUAGGACUUCCAGUACAGUGCUGAACAAGAAUGGUGAGAAAAGACAUCCUUGCCACUGAAUUGUACAUUUUAAGAGUGGGUUUCAUGGGGGCGCCUGGGUGGCUUAGUCAGUUAAACAUCCAACUCUUGAUUUGAGCUCAAAUCAUGAUCUCAUGAUUGUGAGAUCAAGCCCUGCUUUGGGCUACAUGCUGGGUGUGGAGCCUGUUUAAGAUUCUCUCUCUCUCUCUCUCUCUCUCUCUCUCUCUCUCUGCCCCCUCCUUCAAACAUGAGAGUCCCCACCCACCACCCCCCAAAAAGUGGAUUUUAUGGUAGGGCAUAUGUUAUUGAAACAAUCAAGUAAAAACAUCGAAUAGCUUCAUGUUGAACUUAGGGGAAAAUAGUCUGAUAUCCUGACACUAUACUAUAAGGACUUGAGAUGUAAGUUCCAGAGGGUUGCUGGAGGGGUUAUGGGUGGGGGGGAUGGGCUAGAUGGGUAAGGGGUAUUGAGGAAGACACUUGUUAGAAUGAGCACUGGGUGUUAUAUGUAGGAGAUGAAUCACUGGAUUCUACUCCUGAAAUCAUUAUUGCACUAUAUGUUAGCAAACAUAUU
This is a messenger RNA of Acinonyx jubatus (cheetah), 6335 nucleotides long. RefSeq names its product vomeronasal type-1 receptor 4. Gene Ontology annotation, cellular component: membrane. Bases 2176 to 3120 code for a protein of 314 amino acids. The record is from RefSeq and is a predicted model, not a curated record. Gene Ontology annotation, biological process: G protein-coupled receptor signaling pathway. Gene Ontology annotation, molecular function: pheromone receptor activity. Lineage: Eukaryota; Metazoa; Chordata; Mammalia; Carnivora; Felidae. The transcript has a single exon.